AUGGUGCGCCUUCGAGAGAUUCCCCGAACGGCCGCCUUCGCCUGGUCUCCAGGUGCUGGCAAGCCCAUCUUAGUCACUGGUACUCGUGCUGGAGCUGUUGAUGUAGAUUUUUCAGACGAGAGCAAGCUUGAACUCUGGGAUCUUGCUCUAGAUGAUCAACAACAGGGUCUCGAGCUACAACCUGUCGCCAGCAUCAGCACCGACGCUAGGUUUUACGAUGUCGCAUGGGGUCCUCCCAACGAGGAUCAUCCCCGAGGUAUCAUCGCCGGCGCCCUCGAGAAUGGAUCUCUAGAUCUUUGGGAUGCUGAGAAGCUCAUUGCCGGAGAUUCAGAUGCUCUUAUCUCCCAGACAUCAAAACACAGUGGUCCAAUUAAGACAUUAGAAUUCAACCCAUUGAAGCCCCAGAUUCUGGCCACGGCUGGCGCCAAAGGAGAACUCUUCAUCUACGACGUCAACGAUAUUGCCAAUCCCUUCCGACUUGGAAACGCUGCUGCCCGAUCCGACGAUAUCGAAUGUCUAGCAUGGAACCAAAAGGUUUCGCAUAUUCUUGCCACCGGAGGAAACGGUGGGUUUGUCACGGUCUGGGAUCUAAAGACUAAAAAGGCUUCUUUGACUCUCAACAACAACCGAAAGGCCGUCAGCUCUAUUGCUUGGGAUCCCAACAACUCAACGAAGCUUUUGACAGCAACUCCAGAUGACAAUAACCCUGUCAUUCUGCUAUGGAAUCUUCGAAACUCCAAUGCCCCUGAGAGGACACUUCAGGGACACGAGUCUGGCAUUCUCUCUCUGUCUUGGUGCCAGCAAGAUGCCGAUCUCUUGCUUUCGUCAGGCAAGGACAACCGAACUAUUGUGUGGAACCCCAGCACUGGCGAUCGAUACGGCGAAUUGCCCGAAGUGACCAACUGGACUUUCCUAACCCGUUUCAAUCCACAUAACCCCAACCUCUCAGCAACUGCCAGCUUCGAUGGCAAGAUCACGGUGCAGACUCUCCAGAACACCAACCCUGAUACCUCCAAGGCAGCGGCUGAGAAGAACCUUGAUGACGAGGACUUCUUCCGGGCUGCUCAGGAUCAGCCUCAGGAUGCCUCGUGGUCUUUGGCCAAGGCUCCCAACUGGUUCGAGAGACCCGUCGGUGCCUCAUUCGGUUUCGGCGGAAAGAUCGUUGUCUUCAGGCCCAAUGCCGCUCAGCCUGGCCAAAAGCGCACCUCCAAGAUCACGAUCACCAACUUCUCCGUUGAUUCUGAUGUUUCGUCUGCCACCCAGAAGUUCCAGGACGAUAUUGCUUCUGGAAACAUUACUGAAAUUUGUGCCGACAGAGUCGAGAAUGCCAAGACUGACGAAGAAAAGGCCGAUUGGGAGGUGAUGGGCACUUUGGUUGGCGAAAACCCUCGUGAAAAGAUUGUCGAAUAUCUUGGUUUCAAGAAGGAUGAUCUCACAAAUGGAAGUGCUGAAGAAACUACUGAGGAUGCUCAGGAGGAAGAGGAGACCAAGGCGUCAACUGAGGAGGCUGAGGAAAAGAAGAGCAAGCGUGUGUCGAGCUUCUUUGAAGGCACUGAAGGCGAUAACGAUGACUUCUUGUCCAACCUCGCUGCUACGAAGGGUGCCAAGACAGAUAACCCCUUCCAUCUCUUCAGCGACUCCGAUACUUCCGUUGAAAAGAGCAUCACAACUGCUCUGAUGCUUGGUAACUUCGCCAAAGCAACUGACCUGUGCCUCAAAGAGGAUCGAUUUGCUGAUGCAUUCCUGAUUGCCAACUGUGGUGGUCAAGAACUGGUUGACAAGGUUCAAGCUGCCUACCUAUCGCGCAAGACAGAUAUGCCAAGCUAUAUGCGUCUUCUCGGUUCUGUCAUCACAAAGAACCUUUGGGACGUAGUCUACAAUGCCGACCUGGAGAGCUGGAAAGAGACCAUGGCUAUCCUCUGCACCUUCUCCGACCCGACCGAAUUCUCGGAUCUUUGCGAGGCAUUGGGUGACCGGAUCAACGAGGAAGGUGACCGAAAGGAUGCUUCGUUCUGCUACCUGGUCGGUUCCAAGCUUGAGAAGGUAGUGUCCAUCUGGGCUGCUGAGCUUGACGAAGCCGAACAGGCAGGACUGAAGGAGGAGUCCGGCGAUUCUACCUUCUCUGUCCAUGCUCGAUCUCUGCAGAACUUCAUCGAAAAGGUCACCGUCUUCCGCCAUGCCACCAAGUUCCAGGACGGCGAGACGAAACUGGACUCGGACUGGAAGCUUUCCACCCUGUACAACAAAUACACCGAGUAUGCUGAUAUCCUGGCUGGCCAUGGCCAACUCGAGACUGCUCAGAAGUAUCUCGACCUUCUCCCUUCGAAUUAUCCCGCUGCUGAGCUGGCAAGAAACCGCGUGCGUCUAGCUACCAAAAAGCCUGCUGCCCAACCCGCUGCCCGAGUACCAGCAUCAUCAAGCCGAACCACAUCCCGGGCUCAGCCUACUCUCGGAUAUCAGCCUCCUCAACCGGCACUUGUCCCUGGAACCAUAACCGGCUCCGGCCCUGCCAAUCCUUACAGCAACAUUGCUCCAAGCCCUGCCGCUCCCCGAUCUACUGGAUCGCCUGCACAGUAUCAGCCACCGACAAACCCUUAUCAGCCACAUAACAGUUAUGCCGCUCCUGCGCAACCCGGUUAUGGUGCGCCAGGUGGUUAUCAACCUGCUGCUCAACCAGGAUAUGGUGCUCCAACUCAGCCUGGUUACGGCGCUCCCGCUCAACCUGCUUAUGGUGCACCUGCUCCCUUGGCACCUCCCCCAAUGGGUGGUCCUCCUCGCAACACCACUCCCUCGUCGGUAACACCCGCGGCCAAGAUAAAGAACAUGGACAACUGGAACGACGUGCCUCUUGUGACCAAGGCACCUCCAGCACGCAGAAGCACGCCCAACGUUCAGCCUAUCACUUCUCCUUUCCCCGGCCAGCAAGGCACAAGUGCUCCCCCACCCCCCAGCGGUGCUCCUUACGGGCAACGAACUGGAGCAACUCCCCCUCCUCCCCCCCCCAAGGGAUCCGCGCCCCCUCGAGUUCAAUCUCCCCUAGCAGCUCCCACCCAGAACUUUCAGGCUCCUCCAGCUGCCAGUGGCCACAACCCUUACGCACCCCCUCCUCCAGCUGCUGGCGCAAUCCCUUCGCCAAUGCCAAACGCUCUCCCACGGACUGCGUCGCCGUACAAUGCUCCUCCUGCCACGGCACCUCCCUCCAAUCGAUAUGCUCCCACUCCUGCUGCCCAGCCACAGCAACAGUUCAGCCAGCCCCCAGGAUCUGUGCCACCUCCUGGAGCCGCCAGCCGUCCUCCCCUAGCUGGUUCGUUCGGCGCUCCGCCUCAGCAGUCAACUCCCAACCAGUAUGCUCCCUCGCCAUACGGUGCCCCUCCUAGCCAGCCAUCCGCGCCACCAACCGGGCCACCUCCUAUGAAUCGGCCUGGGCCUCCUGGAGGACCUGCUGGUGCUGCUUCUCCCAGGCCAACUCCUCCUCCCCAGUCCUCGGCGCCUCCCAAGGCGAGGCAUCCUGCCGGUGACCGAUCACAUAUCCCUCCUAACGCCCAACGUCUAGUUGAUAUCCUGAACCAAGAUAUGCAGCGCGUCGCUUCUAAAGCUCCUGCGACAUUUGCGCCUCAGGUCAAAGAUACACAGAAGCGACUUGGCUUACUCUUUGACCAUCUCAAUAAUGAGGAACUCGUUAAGCCUGACACAAUUGAGCGAUUGACUGAGCUUGCCAAUGCUCUUGAAGCCAAGAACUACGACGGUGCGCAUAAGCUGCAGGUUGAGAUCCAGCGAGACAAGACUGAGGAGUGUGGCAACUGGAUGGUUGGUGUCAAGCGUCUGGUUAGCAUGAGCAAGGCUACGCCAUGA
Molecule: messenger RNA, 3852 nt
Organism: Fusarium poae
Lineage: Eukaryota; Fungi; Ascomycota; Sordariomycetes; Hypocreales; Nectriaceae
Gene: SEC31
Product: protein transport protein S31
Exons: 3
Coding region: 1-3852 (1283 amino acids)
Biological process (GO): COPII-coated vesicle cargo loading; endoplasmic reticulum to Golgi vesicle-mediated transport; intracellular protein transport
Cellular component (GO): COPII vesicle coat; endoplasmic reticulum exit site
Molecular function (GO): structural molecule activity; protein binding
Source: RefSeq, a predicted model, not a curated record